Tachysurus fulvidraco (yellow catfish) is the source of this 3904-nucleotide messenger RNA. It is a transcript of the gene mthfd1b, whose product is annotated as methylenetetrahydrofolate dehydrogenase (NADP+ dependent) 1b. NCBI's taxonomy places the organism in Eukaryota, Metazoa, Chordata, Actinopteri, Siluriformes, Bagridae. Gene Ontology annotation, cellular component: cytosol. The transcript is spliced from 27 exons. The coding region runs from base 135 to 2939 and encodes 934 amino acids. Gene Ontology annotation, biological process: tetrahydrofolate interconversion. Gene Ontology annotation, molecular function: methylenetetrahydrofolate dehydrogenase (NADP+) activity; ATP binding; methenyltetrahydrofolate cyclohydrolase activity. The record is from RefSeq and is a predicted model, not a curated record.
UUAACGCUUAGUGCUGUCACGUGGGCAGCUUGAACAGCGGAAACUGCGUAACAAGCGUGGCGCUCAGUGUGGUAAACUUCUGGAUUUAAAGUUUCAAGUUGUCUGCAGAAGAGAAGCCCAGGGAACCUAACAACAUGUCUGCGCAAAUAAUCAGCGGGAAAGAAGUCUCAGGCAAGGUGCGAGAGAGGCUGAAGAAGGAAGUGGAAGAAAUGAAGGCUCAGGACCCAAAUUUUAGACCAGGAUUGGUGGUGUUACAGGUGGGAAACAGAGAUGACUCCAACCUGUACAUCAGCAUGAAGCUGAAGGCUGCCGCUGAGAUUGGAAUCAAUGCGACGCACACGAGGCUUCCACAAACCGCUACUGAAGAAGAGGUCCUGCAAUGCAUCACAGAGGUCAAUGAGAACAGCAGUGUGCACGGGCUCAUAGUGCAGCUGCCUUUGGACUCCAUUCAUCGCAUCGACACUGAGAAAGUCACCAACGCCGUGGCUCCAGAGAAAGACGUAGAUGGUUUGACUAGCAUUAACGCAGGCAAACUAGCUCGGGGUGACCUUGGAGACUGCUUCAUUCCCUGCACUCCCAAUGGCUGUAUGGAGCUCAUUAAGCAGACGGGCGUCACUGUGGCAGGAAAAAGGGCUGUUGUGGUUGGUCGCAGUAAGAUUGUGGGUGCACCGAUGCAUGACCUCCUGCUCUGGAAUCAUGCCACUGUCACCACCUGUCACUCAAAAACUGCUGACCUGGCUGCUGAGGUGGGAAAGGCGGACAUCUUGGUGACCGGAAUUGGGAAAGCAGAGAUGGUGAAAGGCGAGUGGGUGAAGAAGGGUGCUGUAGUCAUCGACUGCGGCAUUAACCAUGUUCCAGACAGCACCAAGGCAAGUGGAAAGCGGGUUGUAGGUGAUGUUCACUUUGCUACUGCCAAAGAGCAAGCAGCCUUCAUCACUCCAGUACCAGGGGGAGUCGGUCCCAUGACUGUCGCCAUGCUCAUGCAGAAUACCAUACUGAGUGCCAAGCGCUUCCUUCAAGCACAUGAACCAGGAAAAUGGAACAUCUCUUAUACCAAGCUUAACUUGCAGAGACCUGUACCGAGUGAUAUUGUUAUCUCCCGCUCUGGCAUCCCUAAGCCCAUUGACCGUCUGGCCAGAGAGAUCGGGCUGCUGUCAGACGAAGUAGAGCUCUAUGGCAAGACCAAGGCUAAAGUCCAGCUGGAAACUAUCAAUCGAUUGAAAUCUCAGGCUGAUGGCAAAUAUGUGGUUGUUACUGGAAUUACACCUACACCCCUGGGCGAGGGGAAAAGCACCACUACAAUAGGGUUAGUGCAGGCUCUUGGUGCUCACCUCAAGCGCAACGUGUUUGCCUGUGUGCGCCAGCCAUCUCAAGGCCCCACGUUCGGCAUUAAAGGUGGUGCGGCUGGAGGAGGCUAUUCUCAGGUCAUUCCCAUGGAAGAGUUUAAUCUUCAUCUCACUGGAGAUAUCCAUGCCAUCACUGCUGCAAACAACCUGGUGGCUGCUGCUAUCGAUGCUCGCAUGUUUCACGAAGCCACUCAGUCCGAUAAGGCCCUCUUUAACCGUCUGGUGCCAUUAAAUGGAGGCCAGAGAACAUUUUCCCCUGUGCAGAUCAACCGACUCAAAAAACUGGGUAUAGAGAAAACUGAUCCAUCUACACUAACGGAGGAAGAGAUCACUCGCUUCGCCAGGCUGGACAUCGACCCUGAAUCGAUCACCUGGCAAAGAGUGUUGGACACAAACGAUCGAUUCCUUCGGAAGAUCACCAUUGGUCAGAAUCCCACCGAGAAGGGCUUUACCAGAACAGCUCAGUUUGACAUCACGGUGGCCAGUGAGAUCAUGGCGGUGUUGGCUCUCACCAGUAGUGUGGAGGACAUGAGGCAGAGGCUGGCUAAGAUGGUGGUGGCUACCAGUCGCAGCGGUGAACCCAUCACCACAGAAGACCUGGGUGUGUGUGGAGCGCUGACUGUGCUAAUGAGAGAUGCCAUCAAACCCAACCUUAUGCAGACCUUGGAGGGAAACCCUGUGUUUGUUCACGCUGGGCCUUUCGCCAACAUCGCCCAUGGGAACUCCUCUAUCCUGGCUGAUAAAAUCGCUCUGAAGCUUGUAGGACCUGAAGGAUUCGUAGUAACUGAGGCAGGCUUCGGCGCAGACAUCGGCAUGGAGAAGUUUUUUAACAUUAAGUGUCGUAACUCUGGGCUGCGGCCUCACGUGGUGGUGCUGGUGGCCACAGUCAGGGCGCUGAAGAUGCACGGGGGCGGACCGACGGUCACAGCCGGCAUGCCUCUUCCAAAGGACUACAUAGAAGAGAACCUGGAGCUGGUGGAGAAAGGCUGCAGCAACCUGAGGAAGCAGAUCGAGAACGCCAAGCACUUCGGGGUGCCAGUUGUUGUAGCAGUCAAUGCUUUUAAGACGGACACUGAUGCUGAACUCCAUCUGAUCUGUGAGCUGGCUAAACAGGCAGGAGCUUUUGACGCCGUGCGCUGCACUCACUGGGCAGACGGGGGCGCUGGAGCCACGGAGUUGGGAAAAGCCGUGCAGAAAGCGGCAGAGGAACCCAGCAACUUCAGCUUCCUGUACGACACUGAGUUGCCUAUCGUUGAUAAGAUCAGAAUAAUUGCACAGAAGAUUUAUGGAGCAGAUGAUGUCGAGCUCCUCCCAGAAGCCCAGCGUAAAGUGGAGCUAUACACCAAACAGGGUUUUGGCAAUUUGCCCAUCUGCAUGGCAAAAACCCAUUUGUCUCUUUCUCACGAGGCUGAAAAGAAGGGUGUGCCCACUUGCUUUGUCCUGCCUAUUCGUGAUAUUCGUGCGAGUGUUGGCGCAGGGUUUCUCUACCCGCUAGUUGGCACGAUGCCCACCAUUCCAGGCCUCCCAACUCGCCCCUGUUUCUACGACAUCGAUCUGGACCCAGUGACCGGAGAAGUCAUCGGCCUCUUCUAACAGACGCUGGACUGAUUCCCCACUUCUAAAUAAAUAACCCCUGUAAUGGUAUAAUUGCAGAGGAGUAGAAUCAAUAGAGUUUUUCCUGAACGCUUCAUAGUUUCAUGUUUGAUGUAAAUGCCUUUCUAUUUGUUGGAUCAAUAAUGCAGAUAUAGUGAUUCAGGUUUUUUGUGUGUGGUAAGUGGAAUCAUUACAAUAUAUAGUUACUAAAGCCCUUUUUACUGGAGGUGCUUUGAGUAAUUGUGUUACGUACAGUUAGCCGACACAAGGUAAGAAGCACGAGUGUGUGAAAAACAGAGUAGGUCAGUCACGGCUAGUCGUAAUAUUCUUAAAAAAAAAAUAGAAAUAAAAUUGCGACAUUGGAAAUUAAUUUAAUCUGGUCGAAUAUGGAGUUCAGUAUUCUGAGAGGGUGGAGCAUUUUGUCAUAUUAACGACUACUGGCAACAUGCAUAAUACUGCACGAUGGGAUUGUUCAAUAAAGCUGUGAUAAAGUAACAAAGUAAUGAUUCCACAAGAAAACAGAAGGAAAAUUGAAACCGCAUUUUUUUUUCUUUUUUUUUUUUUUCUUACCUAUAGCAUUCCUUCCAAGGUACACUACAUGAUGAAUGAGCCACUGUAUUAAUUGUACAUUUCACUCACAGGCCAGGUCCAUUACUGUACAUAUCAGAUCAAAGUCUUUAUGUGGUACUGAUGAUGAUUUGAUGACUAAACCAGAAAUUAUGGGACAUGCCCCCUGUUUUUUUCUAUACAAACUCAUUAACAUGCAGUUUUAUCAUUUAAAGAACUUAGGAAUUGUAAAGAGUUUGUAAUCUCUACGAUGUCUUAAGCUUGACUGUUAUCUUAAUGGAUUUUUUCCCUCUGUGUCGGUUAAGUGUUUGAAGCGUUGUUGUCUUUUUACAAAAUGUAAACUGGAAUCUUAAUUCUGACACUUUCUCUUUAAAUAAAGACAUGAUCUUUAAAUUAAA